Triticum aestivum (bread wheat) is the source of this 633-nucleotide messenger RNA. Its product is annotated as cilia- and flagella-associated protein 251-like. The annotation marks the transcript as partial. The transcript has a single exon. NCBI's taxonomy places the organism in Eukaryota, Viridiplantae, Streptophyta, Magnoliopsida, Poales, Poaceae. The record is from RefSeq and is a predicted model, not a curated record.
GAAGGAGAAGGAGAAGAAGGAGAAGAAGAAGAAGAAGAAGGAGAAGAAGAAGAAGAAGAAGAAGAAGAAGAAGAAGAAGAAGAAGAAGAAGAAGAAGACGAAGAAGAAGAAGAAGAAGAAGAAGAAGAAGAAGAAGAAGAAGAAGAAGACGAAGAAGAAGACGAAGAAGAAGAAGAAGAAGAAGAAGAAGAAGAGGAAGAAGAAGAAGAAGAAGAAGAAGAAGAAGAAGAAGAAGAAGAAGAAGAAGAAGAAGAAGAAGAAGAAGAAGAAGAAGAAGAAGAAGAAGAAGAAGAAGAAGAAGAAGAAGAAGACGAAGAAGAAGAAGAAGAAGAAGAAGAAGAAGAAGAAGAAGAAGACGAAGAAGAAGACGAAGAAGAAGAAGAAGAAGAAGAAGACGAAGAAGAAGACGAAGAAGAAGAAGAAGAAGAAGAAGAAGAAGAAGAUGAAGAGGAAGAUGAAGAAGAAGAAGAAGAAGAUGAAGAAGAAGACGAAGAAGAAGAAGAAGAAGAAGAAGAAGAAGAAGAAGAAGAAGAAGAAGAAGAAGAAGAAGAAGAAGAAGAAGAAGAAGAAGAAGAUGAUGAUGAUGAUGAUGAAGAAGAUGAUGAAGAGGAAGAUGAAGAGGAAGUAGAAGAA